CAAAACACUUGAAAUACCUAUAAAAGUUUUAUUUUUUAACAAGUUUUUGUUAAACAAAUUGUGCAAAUUGGCUCCCUACAGCUCCAGUAUGUCAUCCUCACAUGAAGAAGAUGAUCGCGAUGACAUUGAGGAUCAAGAGAUACACGUCGAUGUUGAUUCUGAUUCCCGUUUAUCAUGUGGCACGGGCUCAGAUAUCGAUAUGGAUGGUGGCAGUUGUUAUGAUGAAUCUGAAGCUCCUUUAAGUGAAACCCAGUCAGAACAAACCCGUUCCUCGUCUAGUGAAAAUCUGCCUUUUAGUAUAUCACGCCUGCUUUCCAAACCCUUCGAGCACAACAACAACAUACACCACAACAACAAUAACAACAAUAGCAAUAAAUUGAGUGAACAAGAUUUACAAAACGAACAUGAUUUAGCUGCCUAUAAAUUGGCCACAAGUUUGGCCUCAUCAACAUACGGCGGUGCUACUGCACUUUACUCAUAUCCACAUCUCUAUCCCUCAGCGGCAGCAGCAGCUGCGGGUCAUGUCUUACGAGUGCCACCUCAACGGACACAACUAACCUGGGCUUUACCGCCAUUGCAUCAUGCUGCGCUGGCGCAUCAGGCCGUUAAGGAUAGACUGGCAGCUGCCUUUCCCAUUGCCCGUCGCAUUGGCCAUCCCUAUCAGAAUCGCACACCACCAAAGAGGAAAAAGCCCAGGACAUCGUUUACACGCAUACAGGUGGCCGAAUUGGAGAAAAGAUUUCACAAGCAAAAAUAUUUGGCAUCUGCGGAGAGAGCUGCUUUGGCGAGGGGUUUAAAAAUGACUGAUGCUCAGGUGAAAACGUGGUUUCAAAAUCGAAGAACGAAAUGGAGACGUCAAACAGCUGAAGAGCGUGAAGCCGAACGUCAGGCAGCCAAUCGUUUAAUGUUGUCGCUACAAGCAGAGGCCAUAAGUAAAGGUUUUGCUCCACCGCCAUCUGCGUCCCUAUCGUCACAAACUGUCAAUGGAGCACCACUGGCGGCAUUACAUGGUUUACAACCCUGGGCUGAGGCAUCGCAUGCAGCGGGUUGUUAAAGACAAAAAAUAGAAUCUUAACAAAAAAACUUCAAUCACAUGUGAUAAAAACAAAAGUGUAUAUAAAAAAAUUGAGAAACUAAAACAAGAAAUCUAAUAAAAAAUAAUGGCUAAAAUUGUAUUAAAUCACAAAAAAUUAAGAAAAU
Molecule: messenger RNA, 1200 nt
Organism: Calliphora vicina (urban bluebottle blowfly)
Lineage: Eukaryota; Metazoa; Arthropoda; Insecta; Diptera; Calliphoridae
Gene: C15
Product: homeobox protein C15
Exons: 4
Coding region: 89-1054 (321 amino acids)
Biological process (GO): regulation of transcription by RNA polymerase II; animal organ development
Cellular component (GO): nucleus
Molecular function (GO): DNA-binding transcription factor activity, RNA polymerase II-specific; RNA polymerase II cis-regulatory region sequence-specific DNA binding
Source: RefSeq, a predicted model, not a curated record